Messenger RNA from Haemonchus placei, 1254 nucleotides. NCBI's taxonomy places the organism in Eukaryota, Metazoa, Nematoda, Chromadorea, Rhabditida, Trichostrongylidae. The record is from the annotation of a GenBank genome assembly.
AUGUCACUGAUUGGCACGCAGAAACGUCUCUUGACGACAUUUACCAAUAAACUUGAACAUAUCAUCUCGAAGCUGAAGGAAGAGACUCCGGCAGAGGUCCUAGGUGGUUCGGCAGCGUCCCAAAACGAUCUUAUGAAAUCGAUUCGACGACUCGAAGAAGGGAACAAGAUCCUGGCCGAAACUUCAGCGAAAGUCGAAGAGAAACUGAACAGCUAUGCCUCGACUGUAGACGCUCUUGGGGAACCAUCCUCUAAGGAAAUUGAAGACUACCAGGAGUACGCGGAAAGAGCAGAGGCAUCAAUAUCGCAGGCAUUCGACCUGCAAACUCUCCUGCAAGCCCGGCUUCAUUCGAUGAAAAACCAAAUGAUGUCAGCAGAUACCGGGAGCCCCAAUUGUACCGUAACCCAGCUCAAACCCAAACAGCUGGAGCUUCCGCCGUUACCAAUACCGACCUUCGGGGGAGAUUUGUGGGAGUGGGAAAAUUUUUGGGAACUGUUCAACAAUAACAUACAUUCCCAGGACCUCCCAGAGAUGGUCAAGUACAACUACCUGUUGAGCGCCCUGAAGGGACCGGCGAAGGAAGCAAUAAUGAAGGGACCGGCGAAGGAAGCAAUAAAAAGAUUCCAAGUAACAAAGGGGAACUAUGAGAAAGCGAUACAGUUUCUCCUAUACAAGUAUAACAACAAGGACGAGCUGUUCAAAGAGCUGGAUCGAUGCUUUCUACGGAGCCCUUCAUUCAAGGAUCAGCGAUCCUUUCGAGAUGAAAUCGAAGUUAUAGUCACGCAGUUACAGGAUAAGGGGGAGAACAUCAGUACCUCCUGGAUAAUCAAGAAAAUUCUAGCGAAAUUCCCAAGCAAUAUCAUGCGCAAGGCUAUCACCAGAAGGCAAGGAAUGGAGACCGAAGAAUCAUUCACUAUCAAUCACCUGAUUCACCUGCUGGACGAACUCCUGACAACAGAGGAGCUAUGGUCAGCAUACACAGGAGAUUUACCAAACGAGCAGCCUUCGAACAUUCUCAAAACGAACCAUUCGUCACCUCGCUCAUGCAUGUACUGCCAUGCUAAGCGCCCAUCCUUUACGUGCACGGCGUACCCCACCCCUCAAGCACGUUCUUCGUAUCUUACAAUUAGGCAAAAGCAGCUAUGCCUCUUGUGUGCCUCUCCAACACAUAAAACUUCUAAAUGUAAACGGCGGCAUUGCUUCAACUGCAAAGGACUCCACCAUACUUCAUGUUGCUACAAACAAAAUCCAUAA